CAACCGACUCUGUCGAUCAUUCGCCGACAAGAGCUGUCUAUCUCCUCCCGUACAUAAUACUAUUUUAUUACAUUUACUACAUCAUACAAUAAACAGUAUCGUUAUCGUUUUUCUAAUAUUGUUACAUUUUGUAGGCGAUAAUAAUAUUAUACACUCGUGUUCUGGCGGUUCUGACAAACUGAGUUUAUACGGCACCACCAACACCGACGAAGACGACGGCGACAGACGAGCGGAAAUAAAGUUAUAAUAACAAUAUCAAUAAUAUAUUAUUAUAAACCUGGAGAAAUAAUCAAUAUCGCAGAAAUGUUGGCCGCUACAAAAACGGUUACCGUCUUGGCGUGCCUGACGAUGGCUAAUUGCGGAAUCUUCCACGCACAGCCAGUAGCCGAAGAACCUGCAGUUCCAGGAUCAUGUUGUCCGGCUGUGUCCCGAAGGCAAAAUUCCAUACCAGUACACUAUGUGACAGGCACACACUACGAAGUCGGAUACAGCGUCGGACGGACUUUUGGAUCGAUAAUUAAAGAAUAUGUACGCUUGUACGAGCCACUCCAGAGUGAGUUCUUACCAAUGUACGCUCAACCGGAAGGAAGGAAGAUUUAUGAAGAAAGUUUGAAGUCCACACAAAAAUACUUCCCUCAGUAUGUGAUCGAACUACAAGGCAUGGCUGAUGGAUCGGGAGUUCCGUUUCAUGAGUUAUUUCUAAUGGCAUUAGACGAUACACUGCCAAAGAAUUUAAAUGCUUCGAGUAAAGACAAAGGGCCGAUAGGAUGUACUUCAUUAAUAAUUAAUCAGCCAAAUGCACAGUUGUUAGGGCAUACAGAAGACGCGAUGUCAGAGACUGUGAAUAACUAUUACAUUGUGGCUGCUCAUGUGAUGCCCGGCGAAUCGGAGCUGGGUGGCAUGUUCUCGGCCAGAGAAGAGAAGUUCGAAGCACUCGCGUACGCUGGACACUUACCAGGUUACGCUAGCGGUCAUAACCACUACGGGUUGGUGUUUUCGAUUAACACGAUAUUCGUCAGUAAACCACUGAAGGGCAAAAUCCCUCGAGAGUUCAUCACAAGAGCACUGCUGUCCUCGCGGGCCGAUAUUAAUGAGAUUUUAGAAAUUUUGACCAACGAAGGCGUAGGUACGGCCGAUGGUUUCAACGUGAACUUUGGUUUCCUGAACGUACCAAAGGAAUCGCGUGUUUUUCACACAGUCGAAGUUACCCCCAAAACCGAUUCUGACAAAUCGGAAGUGCACCUCACAGACUUUGGUGUGGGAAACAACUCAUUACAUACCAACAGAUUACUCCAUCUAAAGUACCCGGAACUGGACGAAGCUGCUUACGGGAGCAGUGUAUCCAGGGAGAGUCGGUACAAGCAAAUGAUAGCCAACAAGACCGCUGCGAGUAUGGAGGACAUGUUGGAAGUGCUUGGUAACAAGGAAGACGAUCCGUGGCCAAUGUUUAGUGACAAGUCAGACGCCAGAGUCAGCACGAUUAAUUUGGGCGUGUUUGACUUCAAUAAGAAAAUUUGGGUCAUGUGGGCUAAUGAUCCAAUCAACAACCCACCUAUAUUGCAGUUGCCACUAACAUUUGCGGACUUGAUCAGCCCAAUAAGAAAUGAUAUUAACAAAGUCGAAGAGUUUGAAACUUUUUAUCCUGACAAAUAAUUAGAUACACUGAUCAAAAAUGUAUCAUCAUAUAGUCAUAUUACCAUUAUAUAGUACCUAUAUAUUAUACAUUAUAUUAAUUGGUUGUUAAUAUUAAUUAUCAUAUACUAUGGACAUAUUAUUUUACACAAUGUCAUCGAAUAGUCGAAAAUUAUAUCCUACGCUGAGUUAUUAUAUUUAUAUUAAUUAUUGUU
Molecule: messenger RNA, 1847 nt
Organism: Rhopalosiphum maidis (corn leaf aphid)
Lineage: Eukaryota; Metazoa; Arthropoda; Insecta; Hemiptera; Aphididae
Exons: 9
Coding region: 304-1653 (449 amino acids)
Source: RefSeq, a predicted model, not a curated record